Komagataella phaffii GS115 is the source of this 612-nucleotide messenger RNA. Its product is annotated as GTPase, Ras-like GTP binding protein involved in the secretory pathway. Bases 1 to 612 code for a protein of 203 amino acids. The record is from RefSeq and is a predicted model, not a curated record. The transcript is spliced from 2 exons. Gene Ontology annotation, molecular function: GTP binding; GTPase activity. Lineage: Eukaryota; Fungi; Ascomycota; Pichiomycetes; Pichiales; Pichiaceae.
AUGGCUCUAACUAAAUAUAAAAUAGUGUUCUUAGGCGAUCAAGGUGUGGGAAAAACUUCCCUAAUUACAAGAUUCAUGUACGACACGUUUAAUGAUCACUAUGCCGCCACUGUUGGAAUAGACUUUCUUUCGAAAACUUUGUACCUAGAUGAUAAGACGGUGAGACUACAGUUGUGGGACACGGCAGGCCAGGAAAGGUUUAGGUCGCUUGUCCCCUCAUAUAUCCGAGAUAGCAAUGUUGCAAUCAUAGUUUAUGACACAACCAGUAAGAGUUCAUUCCAAUCAGUUGAUAAGUGGUGUGACGACGUACGCAAUGAGAGAGGAGAGAAUGUAAUUAUAUGUCUUGUUGCAAACAAAGCUGAUUUAGCUGAUCAACGCGUGAUUAGCACUGAAGAUGGCGAGAAGAAAGCGACUGGGUUGAAAGUCGAUUUAUUUAUCGAGACGAGUACCAAGAAAGGGUAUAAUGUAAAGAAUCUGUUCCGUAAAGUUGCCAAAACUCUACUGGAGCAAGAUGGGAGCCCAGGCCAGGAUCCAAAAAUAGAUAACGAUGGUGUUGAAAUGAUCGAUCUAGCAGAGGCAAAUGUGGAAAACGAAAGUCAAUGUCAAUGUUAG